UACAGCAUACCCUACAAUAGACCCUGAGACCAGCUACAGUGACGACGAAGCCUAGAGGUGGAAUAGCCUUCGGGCUUAGUACUGACACCUUAACAUGAUGCAGACCGCAGUGGGCUGCAGAGGCAUCCUCUAGUCAGCCUGGCGACGACGGUGCCGCUUAUCCGGCAGUGCCAGAACAACGAUAAUCGACCGCAUUUCAAAUCAGGCUCCCGGCCAGCUGUAGAGUCCUGAUCGACCGUAUUUGCCUUGAUGGAGAACGUCAGAGAUGGAAUUCCUUCAGACUUGUCGAUUGUAAAUUUGGAGGCUCAGCAGUAACGUGGAGAUGUUGUAGUCUACCAGAAAGGUGCGAAAGGCCGGCGUCUUGGCAAGACUGGACUGAUUGAGGGACACGUUAGGGAUUCAGGGGACGCCAGAUCCGCUCCCUCAAGAUGAUGCGGGUGAUUGUUCUUGGCGUUCAGGGUAUAUCUGCCUUUCAUGCAUUCCUUGGACUGGUCAGCCUGUGUGUUGGCGUGGUAUCUAGUAUACAGGCUGAGGUCUGGCUGGCCCACAGUGUAUCGCCGAUAUGGAGCGGUGGAUUUUUUUUGAUCACUGGUAUUCUGGGGUUUCUUUGUUCCAAGAAGAAAACCGCGUAUCUGAUAAUGUGCUUGACAGCUUUUUCGGUGGUCUCCUUGGUGACGGCUGUGGUCAGCAUCCAGUUGCUGAGACUGGGGCUGGUCAACCACACGACGGACGGACAUACAUUCCAGAAAGAGCAUAAAGACGUGCUGAUAAUCAUUGCUUUGGUGGCUGCCGGCACCGAAUGCAUUGUAUGUCUCAUUUCCACUAUCUUCAGCUGCCGGAUGGCAAAAGCCGUGAAGAAAGAACUAUUUAAACAGAGGGAUGGCAUGUUCCACGUGAAGGAGGACGUGGAAGACCAGAAUUACACGGCCGAAAGCUCAAUAGCUUUUGACAAUCUCAGUGUGGAGGCGCGUCAGCUGGGAAUUGAGGGCCAGGAAUACGCAUUGGGCAGCCAUGUUCAUGACGUCACUGGGUCAAGCCACUACCAAGAGGAAUCUCCGCAAGCUGUGGCUGAAGUUAUCUCCGAAACCAUGGAGAAUAUAGAUGACGUCGAAAUAGGCGACGAUUUUAGACAAGAGCCAAAACCUGAAAACAGUUAUGAAAACGAGGACAUUCAUUAUGCGACGGGUGACAUGUACUUGCCAAGUGCGGAUAAUGUGACGUCAGUCCACUUGGAUGACAUCAACCUUGGUGUUUCAGAGAGAAAAAAUAGCGAAGUACAUUCUCUAACUCCCCGGCAGUCAGUUUCACGCCAGGCUUCCCAAGGUUCCAUCGACGUGCCGGAAGUGGACACGUAA
Molecule: messenger RNA, 1355 nt
Organism: Liolophura sinensis
Lineage: Eukaryota; Metazoa; Mollusca; Polyplacophora; Chitonida; Chitonidae
Product: transmembrane protein 196-like
Exons: 4
Coding region: 429-1355 (308 amino acids)
Cellular component (GO): membrane
Source: RefSeq, a predicted model, not a curated record